GCUGAUUUUUUAGUUUACAAAUGGCGACCGAAGUUGACGAAUUUGAUUUGGAGCGGCUUAGAGCCGAGAUUCAACAAGAGAAGCAGAUGAGAGAAAUGCUGGACCAAUCCUCAGCAGAACUCAAGCUUACUGUCCAAGAACUGGAAAAAAGGUUUGACACUAUUGAUGACGAAGGGAAUGAGUGGAAGACACGCUACGAGACACAGGUUGAAAUGAAUCAACAGCUAGAAAAACAGGUUCUGGUUUUGCAAGAGAAAGCAGAUGAAGCAAGGAAAACGUUGAAAGAAGGUAAAACGGCAAAGGAUCCCAGUAGACAGGCAGUAAGCUUAAAGCAAGGGGAUGAUUUUAAUGAUGCCAAUCCACACACAGUAAAACAGAUGGAGAGGGAGAAGCAAAGCUUGAACAGCCAACUGAGAGACCUAGAAUGGAGACUGGAUCAAGAAUCAAAGGCAUACCAUAAAGCAAAUGAUGAACGCAAACAGUAUGUGACAGAAAUAAACAUGGCUAAGUACCAGGUAGAACACAUUAAGAAGGCAGGAUAUAAGGAAGGGGAACAAUCUCCAAGGAACAUCCCAUCAGACCGCAGAAUACUAGAUCCACAGAAAGGUCCCAUCAAGAAAACUGCUGCUGUCAAAAGUUUGCCUAAGUUAGACAGUGAGCAGUGAGAGGGGCCCUACUUUCUCCCAGCUUCUUACCAUUGUGCCAUAUACUGGGAAGUCUAAUCCGUCCUUUUGGAUUAUCAAACAUUCCAUAUGUCAACAGGAAUUCCCAAUAUCUUAUUUGCUUUUUCUUUUCUUUAUUUUGUUAAUAAUGUAUAUUGCUUAGAAUGCUGCUUAAGAAAUGAAUUUUUUUUCAUCUCUUACUUUGGAACUGAACUGAUGUCAACUGUUGGACACCAAUGGAAGGUUUCAAUAUAAGAUUUUUUUACAUGUAUUAUAGUAAUGUGCAGUUACAUGAAAGUACAAUGUUUUUGUUUCCAUUUUCUAGUCAUAUAAUAUAUUUUGAUACAAUAUCAUAUGUACUUGGAGGGUUUGAAUGUAUGUAAAGAUUUAUUGUCAUAUAUAUAGAUAUCUUAGAUAUUGUAUAUCUAUCUACUAGUAAACGUAUUUGAAUACGUCUGGAAUGAUUAUUUAUAAACAAAGUAAUUUAAUCAUACUAAUUCUUAGCAUAUUAGAUGGUUUCAGGGAAGUUUAAUGUCCUAGGUCUGUCUGUGCGUUGUCAACCUAGCUCAUGUUGAGAAAAAUAGUUAAUGAAGCUAUCAGUAAUUGUUAUUUAAUGUUAAAUAGGCAGAGUUAUUCAUGAGUAUAAUGCAAAAUCUUUUUGCUUCCUGCAUGUUGUUUUCACACAUUUUGAAGUAAUUUUGUGACGGAGGUAAAAUUGUACAACAUCUGGAUUUUUCAGUGCUUUUGCUGGUCAAAAGUUAUUCAUAUUCUUUAUGUUUUGCCUCACUCAUUUACGUAAAUUAUUACUCUAAAUAUUUCGCAUUGUAGAAUUCUUAAUUUAUAAAAUUCUUCUAAAAUAUAAUAUUGUCGAAAGGAAAACAAAUUAUUUCAAUAUUAAUUGCAGUUAUAUAUUGUUGUGAUGCUACUGAUUCAAAAGUGAUUUAUAGUAUAAAGAGUAAGUGCAAUGAUAAUAUAUGAUUAUUUGUUUUUGACGGUGUACUUCUUUGAUGGAUCUAAUAAAAAAAACUGAUCA
Messenger RNA from Lingula anatina, 1695 nucleotides. Its product is annotated as coiled-coil domain-containing protein 169. Lineage: Eukaryota; Metazoa; Brachiopoda; Lingulata; Lingulida; Lingulidae. The record is from RefSeq and is a predicted model, not a curated record.